Messenger RNA from Danio rerio (zebrafish), 5928 nucleotides. The record is from RefSeq and is a predicted model, not a curated record. NCBI's taxonomy places the organism in Eukaryota, Metazoa, Chordata, Actinopteri, Cypriniformes, Danionidae.
UUCAUAUGUGUUCACAUAAACAAUAUUUGGACAUAUGCUUCAUAUAUGUAAAACCCAAAUAUAAACUUGCAUGUCUUAACUUUCCAUUUUCCAAAAAAAUGGUUCAGAGAUACUUUACAAAUGGCUCUUGAAAAGUAAACCGAGUCUCAGAAUCCAGUCAUAAAAUCGUCAUUUGGCAUAUAGUCUUGAAAUACUCGUUUUCAAGGCUACUGCUUUAAACUAUGACAGCAAUAUAUAUAGCCUAAGUACACAGAUGAUGUAUUGUAGAUUUUAUGUAGCAGAUCUGAGCUCAUUUGUACUUUACUGGCCCAGUGCGCAAGCCAUUAGCUGUGAAAGUAAUUCAAACAUAAGUCACACCUCUGGUCAUUCUGAUCUGAAAGGUUUACAGUAGUGUCAAAACGGUAAUAAAAUCACUUAAGCAUAAUACAUUUAACUCUCGAUCCAUUUUUUUUAAAGUCCUCUGCAACAAAAAAGUUGGGGUUAAUGCAUGAAAUAAUAGGAGUAUUGAUUAUAAACUGCAUACAUUUCUUUCUUUAUCAGCUGAUAUUCAAUAUAUUUCAGCCAUUGAUAAAUAUUUCAUUAUGCACACUCAUUUCCUGUCUCCCUCUCAAACCAAGAAGCUUUCCGUUUAGUAAAUCAGGCCCUAAUAUUGUGCAGACAUGAUCUGAACAUAACUUUGUUCUGUAUUUACUUGGUUUCUUUGACUAGGCAUGGUUUUAGGUGUAACCUCACUUAGCCACAGGAUUAUGUUUCUAAGCCCUUUAGAGGAAUAAUCUGGUCACAUGAAGCCUGUGAUUGGUCAACUUUGACCCAAUGACUUGCCUCACUGUCUUGUGAACAUAGCUAGUGAGUGCUAAUCUGUUGGACUGUCUCUUUUCCUUGAGAACAAACUGGAUGUGCAUGUACUUCUGAAAUCAGACAACAAUAGCUAUGGCUUUUCAGUUUUCGUCGUCGUCUUCUUUUUGAAGUAAAGAUGUACGCCUGAGAUAUUAAAUCUUUGGAAUACAGACUCUUUCAGACAAAGGGCAGCGGCCUGUAGUUCCAGUCAUCCCAGGCCUACGGACAACAGUAAACCGAAGCAAAGCACAACAGGACACUGAGCUCAUCCCAUAUUGCGUCACUGGCCAUCUGUGUUUGAGAGUGAGGCGGGCCUGGUUUGUGAGCGUCGCUCCACAGAGCCGUCCCAUGACUGUCUGACUCAUCACAACCCGCGAAUGACAGGCGUGCAUUCGAGGGUGGGGCCCGCCUCAGUCUCACAUGAUUGGCUGCUGGAUGGAAAUAAGGUGAAUGGAACACAUGCCCAAGGAGCAGGACCCAAAUCAAUCAGAGGGAGAAGAGAAACGGUGGCUCGAUGGCCCGAAAAGGAAGAGAAAGAACAGCCAGUGUUCGGUGAAGAGCAUGUCAGUUUCAAGUACUUCCAACCCAAUCUCACAAGGGUACAUCCCCAGCUAUCUGGAGAAGGAUGAGCCGUGUGUGGUGUGUGGAGACAAAGCUACCGGAUAUCACUACCGGUGCAUAACCUGCGAGGGCUGUAAGGGAUUUUUCAGGCGCACCAUCCAGAAAAACCUUCAUCCCUCUUAUUCCUGUAAAUACGAUGGCUGCUGCAUUAUUGACAAGAUCACCCGCAACCAGUGCCAGCUGUGCCGCUUCAAGAAAUGCAUUGCCGUGGGAAUGGCCAUGGAUUUGGUACUGGACGACAGCAAGCGGGUCGCGAAGCGGCGCUUAAUUGAGGAGAACCGUGAGAAGCGGAAGAAGGAGGAGAUGGUGAAGACUCUGCAGAAUCGGCCAGAACCCACUAGCUCAGAGUGGGAGCUGAUCCGUGUCGUAACAGAAGCGCAUCGCCACACCAAUGCACAGGGCUCGCACUGGAAACAGAAGCGCAAGUUCCUGCCAGAGGAUAUUGGACAGUCUCCGGUGGCCCCCACAUCAGAUGGGGACAAAGUGGAUUUGGAGGCCUUCAGUGAGUUCACCAAGAUCAUCACCCCAGCCAUCACACGCGUCGUCGACUUUGCCAAAAAACUGCCCAUGUUUUCAGAGCUGCCUUGUGAGGAUCAGAUCAUCUUGCUGAAGGGCUGCUGUAUGGAGAUCAUGUCUCUGCGUGCUGCAGUUCGCUAUGACCCAGAAAGCGAGACCUUGACCCUGAGCGGAGAGAUGGCUGUCAAACGAGAGCAGCUCAAGAAUGGAGGGCUGGGCGUUGUGUCUGAUGCCAUCUUCGACUUGGGCAAGAGUCUGGCGCAGUUCAACCUGGAUGACACAGAAGUGGCGCUGCUGCAAGCUGUACUGCUCAUGAGCUCAGAUCGUACAGGUCUGACGUGUGUGGAGAAGAUCGAGAAGUGCCAGGAGAUGUACCUCUUAGCAUUCGAACACUACAUCAACUAUCGCAAGCACAACAUUCCUCAUUUCUGGCCCAAGCUGCUGAUGAAGGUGACGGACCUGCGGAUGAUCGGAGCCUGCCACGCCAGUCGCUUCCUGCACAUGAAGGUGGAAUGCCCCACUGAACUCUUUCCCCCACUUUUCCUGGAGGUCUUCGAGGAUCAGGACGUGUGACGUCCCGGCGAACUGCGGCAAGAGAAUCAGGAACGUUUCGUAACCGUGUUCCACAAGUCGUGUCACCCCCUUCCACGCACCAAACUCACCAGCAGCAAUUGCAUUGGCAGGGGUCACCUUCAGAAAGGCUUUCAUAUGGGGGUUCAACAACUUUGUGUUCAUUUUUUGGCUUUUCACAGAAAACUCUGUGCCCCUCCCUCAUCAACUAAACUCCCACGUGUGGCCCUUCUGUCUCGGCAUGAUGUCUUAUACUGGUUUACCAACACCUUAGGCACAGGAUAUACAUCUACACAUACACACACACUGUUAUAAGUGUGCUUACAGAUGCAGUACUAACACGUCUUGAGUCUUCUGAUGAGCUUGUAUGCAUUUGUACAGACUGCACUACUGUCAUGCCACCACUGGAGGUGCCCUCUGCUUCGACUGGAUGGCAGCUGGCUUAUAGAUUCCUCCACCAGGUUGUGCAGUGGUCAGCUAAUUUCAUAGAGUUCUUGAGAUGUUAACUGUCGAUAUCUCAUGCUCAGACCUCAUGAUUCUCUUUGACAUUGAGCCUGUGUGCGGAGCGGGAGGACAUUUUUGAUACCAAAUCAGGUGCUAUAUUUAAAUAAAGCUACUCAAAAUGAUUUGGGACCUUUCAAGAAUAUGCCCCCCUCCCUUCUCUGUAGGACACAGACCGUUUGAAAGCUCUCGGUCAGCAAUUAAGUGCUUGUUCGGGGGUGCCACUUACAGUACAGACGUUGUGUGUGGUUUGUUCUUGCUAUGGUCUAGGCUUAUCUGAGGGCUCUGCGAGUCCCUCUUUGUCCUAGGAACGUCACAUAGAGAGACAGAAUCCAGGCACCCCUACACCUCCGAUAUGCACUGAUUGGUGUUUUACAGGUGUUGGGAGGGAGCCAGUAUUACAGUACUCCCAGGCCCAGCACACACACAAUACUAAAACACACACCUCAAAACUCGAAUGCCUCAUUUUUACUGUAUGCACUGCAGUGCUGUAGUUCUGGACUCCCAUGCAGGGCUUUGAGAGUUCAGUCCAGCCCAUCUGUGCUCUGCUCAGAUGCUACUGUCGCCCGGUCUGUGUGAGCACACGCGCACACUCCUGACGGGCCAUGGUGGACUGGCUGUCGUCAAUGUUUUUUCUUUGUGUUGUUUUUUGUUUUACCUCAAAUGUGGGCACACCUCUGGCUGGCUGUGGCUCCAAGACUGCCUCUGUGCUGACAGGUUCUACCUCACCUCUGGACACGGGGCAGCUACCCUCAGCCACAUACACAUUUACAUUUACACACACCUACACACACUGACAGCCAGGAAAGAAACACUCACUUUCUUCUCAGUUAUGUUGAAAUACCACUGCAGACAGGAGGGCCUGCCAUUCCUCAUCGUAGCCUGUCAGAUUUCUGCAAGGUCUUCUUCACUCUGGGCUGAAAGAGAAAAAACUGUUUCGGAUGAGCUUUUUUUGUUUCUUGUUUUUCUUUUCAUGUGGGACCAAGUGUCACUUCGAUUUCCGUCAAAACGGAAGCUAGUUAACGUACAUGCCGCUGACUAGGAAGAGGAGCCGUGGAGAGAACUACAGAUGAAGGACCCGAGGUGGCCAGACCUAAACCAAAAUGGGUCUAUUGCUGUUUCAUUUCCGAUACCGAGCAGUAAUUUGCAACGCGGAACAAGGUGUCGACUGGUUUCUUCAAGGUGAGGCAGGGGAUGCGGGGGAAGCUAGCAGCUGAAUGAGAGCACUUAGCUUUGAAAGAGCCAAAUCUUCAGAGACGAUUCAACCCCUGACACCUUUUAAGGAGUUUUUGCACUAAGGCAUGAUGGCCCCCCCUUCCCUGUUCCUCCAGCUCAGACGCAUGUUUUCUGAGGACACACCCCCAACCUCUCUGUCAAACAGAGGCCACACCUCCAUAUGCUCCUGAACACACCCUCACAGUCAGUAUUAAGUCAAGCAAUGUCCCGGUCAUGUUCUUUCUCAUUAACCAACGACAUAAUAGUCAGAAAAGUUCAUGAACAGAUCGGCGUGUCCCCCACCCCUUCAAAGCCAGAGGUGGCUUAAGAUGAACACCCAAAAGAAACGGGCCUUUUCUUUGUGAGACAAAGGAGCGGCCAAAGCCAUGCAAAGAAUGGCAGCACCGAAUGAAUGUGAACGAGGAGCGGCAGAGUGAACGAGAGCCAAACCGAGGAGUUGCUCUAUAAUGAGGUUGCGAAGGAAGGCAGCCAAUCAGAAUGAGAGGAACUGUCAGCAUUCCCGUAUGGAUUACGAGUGACGCCUCAGUGGUUGCGAUUGGCGGAUCGAGUGAAUGCGGGGGUUUCGAUGCUGCUUCAUCUUCUAAUUUUAUUUUAAAGAGAUAGAAAACAAACAAACAAACAAAAAUAUAUGGUAAAAGAAUCACAAACCCAUUAAACAAAUAAAAAAUGACUCCAGAACAAAGAAUUCAAAUCUCGGAGCUUGAGCUGUUCGUUUCUUUCUUUUUCGUUUUUCUUUUUUAUUAUUUGAACUGAAAUGUGUGUUUGUUUUCAAUGCUUAACUGCUCUAUGUAAGAGAGAAAAACAACAGCCGUAGUCACUUUUUUGACCAAGCGUGCAGUGUAAACUAGAGAAUUUCACCUCUUUUUCACCUCACUAUAGAUUGUAAUGAUAAGUUGACUCCUCUGUUUGUCUGUGUAUCUGUCCUUCGUCUUUUUAUCAAGAGGAAUUUACAACAAGAAACAGGAAUAUUUUCUUUUUUAUAUUUUGUUUUCUUUUUUUAUGAAAGAAGACUUAAAAAAUUUGAGAAAUAAUGCAACAUAAACUGAAAAAAAAAGAACUGAAACACAAUCUACUCAUACCUCACACAACACAAAGCUUAAAUGAACUUGGGAGGAGUGUUGAUCUGCGUUGACACUUGUGUCAAAGUGUGUCCAGUGCAUGUGUUGAACUGUACGAUGGGGUGUAUGUGCGCGUAAGCGUUCAUGUGAUCGCAGAAGCACACGGCCCCCUCCUUUAGCUUCCAAAGCCCAUCUGUUUCAGAUUUGCACCAGUUGCAUGCAUUAGUCUGUGAACGGCGUCGCCUGCGCUGACGCGACAGGCCAUAAUGGGAGUGGACGGGAUGUGGUGUGGCUUGAAGGCUGAAAAGGGAGUCGUGUGCAUCUGUGACAGCAGAGAGUGCUUCAUGGUGUUGAAUGUAGCUGACAGGACUGGGCUGGAUCCAAGCCCAGGAACUAGAACCUCACUUCAGGUCACCAGCAAGAGUGGACAGUGCUGUCAAAAAGAUGUUACACAAACAGCUUACUAAGCGUAUAUAUUGCCCGCCUUCAAGGUGCAAUACUUGUUUUGUUUCGUUUUUUUUUUUCUUUUUUGUACUUUUACAGAUUUUUUGGCCAUAACCAAGGAUGUAAAUACAAAAAGAUAUUGAAA